GGUGGCUGCAGGAGCGGCUGUACAUUGUCAAGAACAUGGCGGCUUCCAGGCAGGCAUGAGAGUGGAUACUUCUUAACAAAUUUGGAUGAACCUGGACUAUCAUCUCAAAAACAGACCAUCAAAAGAUUUCCCUGGAUAUUGCAAUACGAAUCUCUAAAAGGACAUGACGUCCCCCGGUUCCGUUGUGCCUGGAACCACCGGAGCUGCACUGCAGCCGCGAUGGAAGCGGGUUCUGGGGUGGUCCGGGCCGGUACCCCGACCGAGACACGGACACAGAGCCGUAGCCAUCAAGGAGCUGAUGGUCGUUUUCGGUGGAGGAAACGAAGGAAUCGUUGACGAGUUGCACGUUUAUAAUACUGCAACAAACCAGUGGUUCAUACCAGCUGUUCGCGGAGACAUUCCUCCAGGCUGUGCGGCUUAUGGUUUUGUAUGUGAUGGUACACGACUAUUAGUGUUUGGUGGAAUGGUGGAAUAUGGAAAGUACAGCAAUGACCUUUAUGAGUUACAGGCAAGCAGGUGGGAAUGGAAAAAAUUGAAACCAAAAGCCCCUAAAAAUGGAGCACCACCAUGUCCUCGUCUGGGCCACAGUUUUUCUCUUGUGGGCAACAAGUGCUAUCUUUUUGGGGGGCUUGCCAAUGACAGCGAAGACCCCAAGAACAACAUUCCCAGAUAUUUGAAUGACCUUUAUACCCUCGAACUGCGUCCGGGCUCCAACGUUGUGGGCUGGGAUAUACCGGUCACGUAUGGAGUACUGCCUCCUCCGAGAGAGAGCCACACUGCUGUAAUUUAUACUGAAAAAACUACUAAGAAGUCCCGUCUUGUUAUAUAUGGAGGAAUGAGUGGUUGUCGUUUGGGAGAUCUUUGGACAUUAGAUAUUGAUACGCUGACCUGGAACAAGCCUGCAAUAAGCGGCACUGCUCCCCUCCCCCGUAGCCUCCACUCAGCCACCACUAUUACAAACAAAAUGUAUGUUUUCGGUGGCUGGGUUCCCCUGGUGAUGGAUGAUGUGAAGGUGGCCACACAUGAGAAGGAAUGGAAGUGUACAAACACACUGGCCUGCCUGAACUUGGACGCCUUGUCAUGGGAGACCGUUUUGAUGGACACUUUGGAGGACAACAUACCACGUGCACGAGCAGGACAUUGCACUGUUGCCAUUAACAACAGACUUUAUGUCUGGAGUGGACGUGAUGGGUACCGCAAAGCUUGGAACAAUCAGGUGUGCUGCAAAGACCUGUGGUACCUAGAGACAGAGCGACCUAAUCCUCCUUCACGGGUACAGCUCGUCCGGGCCAACACAAAUUCUUUAGAGGUUAGCUGGGGAGCGGUGUCUACAGCAGACAUGUACCUGCUUCAGCUUCAGAAAUAUGAUAUCCCAACAGCCACUGCUGCCACAUCACCAGCCCUCAAUGCAGCUCCCUCCCUCCCUGGAAACUCGCCUAAGAGUCCAGCGCCCGCUGCAGCUGCUCCGUCUGCUCAGAGUCUGCCGCAUAGUGGCAUCACCUUCGUGCCCCAGGCUGCUUCACCCACUGCCUCAGUUUUACCCACCACGCCCGCAAGUCCUCUGGCUGCCUCAACGGCGCGUGGCCCAGCUAUUCUGAAAGUUGCAGCCCCUCAGUCAGGCACCGGGGCAUCGAUUGUCACUGUGCGCCAAGCCAGCCAGGCUGGAAAAUCCCCAGUCACUGUGACAUCACUUCCUGCAGGUGUUCGCAUGGUAGUGCCACCACAGACCACUCAAGGAACGGUCAUCGGCAGCAGCCCUCAGAUGAGUGGAAUGGCAGCUUUGGCUGCAGCUGCUGCAGCCACACAGAAAAUCCCUCCUUCCCCCGGAGCCACUGUUCUCAGUAUGCAGGCUGGGGCUACAAUUGUCAAAACAAUGGCUAUGACACCUGGGUCCACCACUCACCCCACCACAGUUAAAGUGGCAUCACCUGUCAUGGUAAGCAACCCUGCCACUCGCAUGCUGAAGACCGCUGCUGCACAGGUGGGCACUCCGACAGUUUCCAGUCCAAAUACAGGUGCUCGGCCCAUCAUCACAGUGCACAAGUCAGGCACAGUUACCGUAGCACAGCAGGCUCAGGUUGUGACCACUAUGGUGGGCGGAGUCACCAAGACCAUCACUCUUGUCAAGAGUCCACUUUCCAUGGGAGGAAACCUGAUCUCUAACUUGGGCAAGAUGGUGUCAAUGGUACAGACCAAACCAGUCCAGACGGCUGCUUUGACUGGACAGGCCUCCUCCAACCCUCUGGCUCAGAUUUUACAAUCAAAGGGUACCCUUCCACCUGGCACCAUUCUGAAGCUGGUAACAUCUGCGGAUGGAAAACCAACUACCAUAAUUACCACCAGUCAAGCCGGUGGCACAGGAAACAAGCCCACUAUCUUGGGCAUCAGUGGCAUGUCCCCCACAACCAACAAACCGGGCACUACCACUAUCAUUAAAACAAUUCCAAUGUCUGCUCUACAGCAGGGAGCUGCAGGCGUGACUAGUAGUACUGGGAUGAAGAGCCCCAUUACCAUCUACACCACGAAGGUGAUGACAUCUGGAACAGGAACUCCUGGAAAAUUCAUUACAGCAAUGCCUAAGAUUGGUACAGCAGCUGGCCAGCAAGGCCUAACACAGGUUGUUCUGAAGGGAGCCCCUGGUCAGCCUGGAACCAUUCUUCGCACCAUGCCGAUGGGAGGAGUGCGUCUCGUGUCUCCAGUAUCUGGGGUCAAGCCAACUGUAACCACGCUGGUUGUCAAGGGAACAACUGGUGUAACAACUCUUGGCACAGUCACAGGAACCGUUUCUACUAGCUUAGCCCGAGGAAGCCUAGCCAGUGCCAAUGCCACCCUGGCAACCCCCAUCACCACUCUGGGUACGAUUGCCACCCUCUCCAACCAGGUCAUCAAUGCCACUGCUGUGUCAGCUGCUCAGACCAACCUGACCACUGUCACCUCCAACAUGCAGCCCACCCAGGUGACUCUCAUAACUACACCCACUGGUGUGGAGGCUCAGGCUGGCCAAGAUCUGCCCGUUUCCAUUCUGGCCUCUCCCACGUCUGAGCAGCCCACCUCUACUGAGUCUGGUGCAGGCGAAGCUUCUGGCACUGUUACUCUAGUGUGCUCCAACCCCCCCUGUGAGACUCAUGAGACGGGCACCACCAACACGGCCACCACAGCGACGGCAAAUAUGGGCACUGGACCAGCUGGCACAGUACAGAGAGUGUGCUCCAACCCGCCCUGCGAAACGCAUGAAACGGGUACAACAAACACUGCCACCACAGCAUCUGCCAACAUGGGUGGUGUUCAGAGGGUCUGCUCAAACCCACCAUGCGAGACCCACGAAACAGGCACCACCAACACAGCAACUACAGCAUCUUCAAGUAUGGGCACUGCUCCUGCUAGCAUGGUGCAGAGAGUUUGCUCAAAUCCACCUUGUGAGACCCACGAGACGGGCACCACCAACACAGCAACCACAUCUUCAUCAAACAUGGGAGGAAACCAAACGGGAGCGGUUCAGAGAGUUUGCUCAAAUCCACCUUGUGAGACCCACGAGACGGGCACCACCAACACGGCCACCACGGCUUCAUCUAACAUGGGUGGAAACCAAACGGGAGAGGUGCAGAGAAGAGUUUGCUCAAAUCCACCUUGUGAGACCCACGAGACGGGCACCACCAACACGGCCACCACUGCCACCUGCAGUAUGGAGACAGAUGAGGGAACAGCCCAGCAGAGUGAUGAAGCAUCAGAAUCUACCACUAGCACAGAGGGCCUGCCGUCCACUGUUGCGCCCCAGAGCAGAGCCAUUACCACAGUCACACAGGCCACGCCUCUACCCGGACCAGCUGUUCCAUCUAUUUCUUCCAUCACGGAGUCAUCCUCAGAGGCAGGAGUUGAGCCGGUUGUUAUGGAGAGCUCGGAGGCAGAGUCCUUGCAGACAGAAGGCCAGGCUGAAGCGGAGGCAGUUGCUAUGCAGGCAGGGUUCCAGGCAGAAGUGGGGGCAGUAGCUAUGCCUAGUGACUUCCAGGCGGAGGCAGCGGCCUUGCCAAGUGACUUCCAGGGAGAAGCCAUGGCGGUAGCGAUGCAGGCAGAGAGCCAGGCAGAGGCAGGGGCAGUGCCCAUGGAGCAUGACGCUUCUAGCAUGGCAGAGGGAGAAACCGCUCAGGAGCAGCUACCAACAGCAGAGAUGGAGGGUGUAGACGCGGCAUCAGCAUCACAGGCCGAGGCACUGGCCUUGCCACCAGAGCUGAUGUCGGACGUACAACCCACAACGCUGAUGGUGACUGGUCUGACCCCAGAGGAGCUGGCUGUUACGGCAGCCGCAGAGGCAGCGGCCCAGGCUGCAGCGACAGAGGAGGCCCAGGCCCUCGCCAUCCAGGCUGUACUACAAGCAGCACAGCAGGCUGUUAUGAGCUCAGGUGACGGAGAUGCCGGAGAAGACCAGCAGACCCACACCAUACCCAUCGUUCUGACCCAGCAGGAACUGGCGGCUUUGGUUCAUCAGCAACAGCAGCUUCAGGCAGCCCAGCAACUAGCCGCUGCCCAGGCCGCUCUGCCCACAGAAGGCCUAGCUCCAGCUGACAGCCUAAAUGAUCCCUCCUCAGAAAGCAAUGGACACAACGAGAUAGCCGCCGCUGUCACAAGUGCAGUAGUCGGACUGCUGCCUCGCACCACAGCAGAGACCUUGGCUCCAUCCAGCACAUUAGCACCUGUUGUAGUUGCCAGUCCAGCUAAGAUGCAGGCAGCUGCAGCUCUCACUGAAGUGGCCAAUGGCAUUCAGGCUGGGAGACAAAUUCCUCCCACUGUUACAGUCAAACCUCAAGUGAAGAAAGAAAACCAGUGGUUUGAUGUUGGCAUUGUCAAAGUGACCAAUAUGGUUGUAACACAUUUUUACAUGCCUGCAGAUGACUCCAGUUAUGUUGAGGAUGAUUCAGGCACAAUCCCUGACUAUAGCCAGAUGAAGAAGGUGGAGCUUCAGCCCGGGACCGCCUACAAGUUCCGUGUGGCGGGUAUAAACACUUGUGGCCGUGGAGCCUUUUCUGAAAUAUCUGCUUUCAAGACUUGUUUACCAGGGUUCCCGGGGGCACCAUGUGCCAUAAAGAUCAGCAAGAGUCCAGAUGGUGCCCACCUUACAUGGGAGCCUCCAUCGAUGACAUCAGGGAAGAUCACAGAAUACUCAGUGUAUUUGGCCAUCCAGAGCACCCAGACCACCGAGGCGAAACCCUCGGCCCCGGCCCAGCUUGCCUUCAUGCGUGUGUACUGCGGGCCAAACCCCUCCUGCCUGGUUCAGUCCUCCAGCCUGUCCAACGCCCACAUAGACUAUACCACCAAACCUGCUAUCAUCUUCCGCAUCGCCGCUCGCAACGAAAAAGGUUACGGCCCUGCUACACAAGUGCGAUGGCUGCAAGAGUCUAACAAAGAUGGCCUUUCUGCAAAGCCUGCCCCAAAAAGAGCAGUUUCUUCACCAGAUACGAAAGGGAUUGGUCAGAAGAAAGCAAGAAUGGACCAAUAAGCCCCUCUCUCCAUUCGUCCUCCAAGACCAGGAAGACUUACACUAUACUCAAAGCGCUCCACCAUCUGGAUUCAAC
Molecule: messenger RNA, 5567 nt
Organism: Rhinichthys klamathensis goyatoka
Lineage: Eukaryota; Metazoa; Chordata; Actinopteri; Cypriniformes; Leuciscidae
Gene: hcfc1a
Product: host cell factor C1a
Exons: 29
Coding region: 164-5491 (1775 amino acids)
Biological process (GO): chromatin remodeling; regulation of DNA-templated transcription
Cellular component (GO): histone methyltransferase complex
Molecular function (GO): protein binding; transcription coactivator activity
Source: RefSeq, a predicted model, not a curated record